Molecule: messenger RNA, 2860 nt
Organism: Tripterygium wilfordii
Lineage: Eukaryota; Viridiplantae; Streptophyta; Magnoliopsida; Celastrales; Celastraceae
Product: pentatricopeptide repeat-containing protein At2g31400, chloroplastic
Exons: 4
Coding region: 188-2791 (867 amino acids)
Cellular component (GO): chloroplast
Molecular function (GO): protein binding
Source: RefSeq, a predicted model, not a curated record
GUGGAGCACAACUCAGCUGAUAACCGCUACCUAGAAGUAGGUCUUCUCGUCUUCUCUCUCUCGCUUAUCUCUUCACUUCGACUGCCGUCGCUCAUGGCUUCUUCAUCAUGUUCCUCUGAAUCCCAACAAAACCAGCCGUGACCCCCCCUCCUCUCGCUCUAUCCCCUAAUAAGGCUGGAUUGAUUGAAUGGCGUCAACGCCGCAGCACUUUCCAAUCACAGCCACCAAGCUAAACCAGAACCAUCAAUACCCACAAAACCCCCAACUCAAGAAGACCCACCACCAGAAUAACCACCAUCUACGCCACUGGGCUACCCAAAAGGUCUCUCUCUCCAAACCCCCUUCGUCCUCUGCCCCCAAUGUCGCCAAACCUGCCACCGCCAGCGCCGCUGUCCCUACAGCUGGAUUCCCCCCUCUCGCUCCUCUUUCUGGUCCGAAAUCUGAGCUCGGUGCAAACUUCUCUGGUCGCCGGUCGACCCGGUUUGUGUCUAAGAUGCAUUUCGGGCGACCCAAGACUAAUAUGGGUACCAGACAUAGUUCCGUGGCAGAGGAAGCUCUUCAGCAGGUGAUUCAAUUCGGAAAAGACGAGAAAAGCCUAGAAAAUUUGCUUCUUGGUUUUGAGUCGAGGCUUUCUGGGUCCGAUGACUAUACAUUCCUUCUCCGGGAGCUUGGGAAUCGUGGGGAGUGUCUAAAAGCCGUUCGAUGUUUUGAGUUUGCGGUGAAGAGGGAGAGAAGGAAGAAGGAACAGGGGAAAUUAGCGAGUGCAACAAUCAGUAUUCUUGGUAGAUCGGGGAAAGUUGAGCUUGCUAGGAUUGUGUUUGAUACUGCGUUAAAUGGGGGCUAUGGCAAUACUGUGUUUGCCUACUCAGCGAUGAUUAGUGCGUAUGGACGGAGUGGAUGUUGCGAUGAGGCCAUUCAAUUGUUUGAAUCAAUGGUAAGUUAUGGUUUAAAGCCUAAUUUAGUUACUUACAAUGCUGUAAUCGAUGCUUGUGGUAAGGGUGGUUUGGAGUUUGGAAGAGUAGUUGAGUUAUUCGAUGAAAUGUUGAGAAAUGGAGUCCAGCCAGAUCGAAUUACUUUCAAUUCUCUGCUUGCUGUUUGUAGUAGAGGAGGAGUGUGGGAGGCAGCUCGUGGUUUGUUUAGUGACAUGGUGGAUAGAGGGAUUGAUCCGGAUAUUGUUACAUAUAACACUCUAUUGGAUGCUGUUUGUAAAGGUGGGCAAAUGGAUGAUGCUCUUGAAAUCAUGUCAGAGAUGUCCGCGAAGAAUGUAUUGCCUAAUGUUGUAACUUAUAGCACUGUGAUUGAUGGGUAUGCAAAGGCUGGUAGGUUAAAUGAUGCACUUAAUUUGUUCAAUGAGAUGAAGUACUUGGGCAUUGGUUUGGAUAGAGUUUUGUAUAACACUCUCUUGUCAAUUUAUGCAAAGCUUGGUAGAUUUGACGAUGCUUUGGAUGUUUGCAAAGAGAUGGAGAAUUCCGGGAUACGGAGGGAUGUUGUGACAUAUAAUGCACUUUUGGGUGGCUAUGGGAAACAAUGGAGGUAUGAUGAAGUGAGGAGAGUAUUUGAGGAGAUGAAACAAAACCGGGUAACUCCUAAUUUAUUAACAUACUCAACAUUGAUUGAUGUGUAUUCAAAAGGUGGUUUGUAUAAAAAGGCAAUGGAAGUGUUUAAGGAGUUUAAGGGGGUGGGAUUGAAGGCGGAUGUUGUGCUUUAUAGUACACUUAUAGAUGUUUUGUGUAAGAAUGGAUUGGUGGAGUAUGCUAUAUCCUUACUUGAUGAGAUGACCAGUGAAGGAAUUAAGCCUAAUGUUGUGACUUACAAUUCUAUAAUUGAUGCAUUUGGCCGUCCAGCAACUGCAGAAUGUGUUGCUGAUGAAGCUAGGGAUGUGAGUAAGGUGCAGUUGGAAUCUUCUUCGUCUACAAUAAUUAUUGAAGAUGCUUAUGGAACUGAGGUAACCGGUAGGGAUGAUAACCAGAUCAUCAAGAUUUUUGGGCAGUUAGCCACUGAGAGGGCUGGUGAAGCAAAAAAGGACAACGGGGGCAGACAGGAAACUUUGUGCAUUUUAGAAGUAUUUAACAAGAUGCACGAGCUGGAGAUCAAACCCAAUGUUGUCACAUUUUCAGCCAUUUUAAAUGCUUGCAGUCGUUGCAAUUCCUUUGAAGAUGCUUCAGUGUUAUUGGAGGAGCUCCGCUUGUUUGAUAAUCAGGUAUAUGGUGUGGCUCAUGGACUUCUAAUGGGGUCUAGGGAGAAUAUAUGGAUGCAAGCUCGGUCCCUUUUUGAUGAAGUAAAGCUGAUGGACUUUUCAACUGCAUCUGCCUUCUAUAAUGCUCUGACCGACAUGCUCUGGCACUUUGGUCAGAAAAAAGGUGCCCAACUGGUUGUUCUUGAAGGGAAACGUCGGCAAGUAUGGGAGAAUGUGUGGUCUGAUUCUUGUUUAGACUUGCAUCUUAUGUCUUCUGGGGCUGCUCGGGCUAUGGUUCACGCAUGGUUGCUAAACAUUCGAGCAAUCUUGUUUGAAGGGCAUGAGUUGCCAAAACUUCUAAGCAUUCUGACCGGAUGGGGCAAGCACAGCAAAGUUGUCGGUGAUGGCACAUUAAGGCGAGCUAUUGAAGCACUCCUCACCGGCAUAGGAGCACCCUUCAGAGUUGCCAAAUGCAACUUAGGUAGAUUUACCUCUACAGGGUCUGUAGUAGCUGCCUGGUUAAGGGAAUCUAACACAUUGAAAGUUCUUGUACUCCAUGAUGACAGAAAUCGUACUGGAAGUGCAAAUAAUCCCCUUCUAGUUUGUCAUAUCUGAUAUGUCAAUUUCCUUGUAAACAUAUGUACCAAGUUGUAAGAUAAUGAAUGGAUUUUUCUUCUGGCUUCA